AUGUUUCUUGAGCAUAAAAAGGUGGCGCCGUCAACCAUCCUUACCCCGCCCGAUCCUCAAUGCCCGUCUGCUCAAGAAGCUGCGCGUCUCUCGCCCUCGUCGCAAUCCAGAUUCACGACGAUCAGGCUCGAGGCGCUGUGGAAACGCUGUCCGAAUGGCAAGCCGGACAAAAAAGACACAGAACGACUGCGCAUCCUAGUCUACAUCAACUAUCUGAUCACCUUCCGGCGUCCACACAAGCUCGCCGCCGAUAGCCUUGCCCACAGGCUUGGUCUCGACAAGGACUCGCCGGCCAUCGUCGACGGCAUCCUCUCCCGAUCCACAGAAACCAUCAACCAGACCGACGGUUUGAUCCACGACGACUUGAUGACUCGGGUGACAGAGCUGCCGGAAGACCUACAAGAACCCGCAUCAAGUAUCAACGACAUCUUCCUGAAUGUGGGGUGCAAGAUGUCCAAGCUUACGCUGGCUGAGUUCGAGGCCCUGGGCCAGGGCCCGAUAAGCAUGGAUCCAAAGUAA
Messenger RNA from Puccinia triticina, 519 nucleotides. RefSeq lists its product as uncharacterized. Gene Ontology annotation, molecular function: DNA binding. Gene Ontology annotation, biological process: DNA-templated transcription. Lineage: Eukaryota; Fungi; Basidiomycota; Pucciniomycetes; Pucciniales; Pucciniaceae. The transcript has 4 exons. The record is from RefSeq and is a predicted model, not a curated record. The coding region runs from base 1 to 519 and encodes 172 amino acids.